CUCCUUCCUCUCCCCUUCUAUAAAAGGUGCUCAUCUGCCCUCGGGGUUAGGGCACCACGCCUUCUCCUUCUUAUUGCUCUCAGAGGGAGUCGUUCUUUGCGACAAUCAAGGAGCAACGACUCGAAAGGCGCAGUGCCCAAGAUCCUGAUUUUGGGGAUCCUCCACCAUUCGGCCAGCAGUAGCGGACAGCUACGGCUGAGCUGACGACCACGACCGAUCCGACUAACGCCCGGUCCGAUUGAGUCUACAGCCGCCGUCGCCGGAGCACAAUCGGGGAGAAUCCGACGUGCCGUCGACCGAUUCCUGCCAUUGUGAAUGGUGGAAGCUCGUCCGUCGACGCUGGCUGCCCCUCGCUUCUCCUCGAGGACGACCGAGAGGAAGCCGGCUGUGCAUUCGUUUGGAAUCUUUGGAUCCUGCACUAAGGGCUGGUACUACCGCUGCCUCGGCCUUGAUCCCUGAAAUCGAUCGCCCGUCGGUUGUCGAGAGCGUUGGAAAAAUUUUCCGCACUUUUGCUUUGAACUCCCUAACCCAAGCGCCGAUUUGAUCGAUCCUUCGUGAUGGAGCGCGGCUUGGAUCGCUCUUUGGAGAAAAGGGUUAGGGUUUCAAGGUCGCUUCCGUUCAUGCCUGGUUCGUCGACGUUGCCGAAGAAGAAUCAGAACAAGAGCAAUCGUCUGCUGAUUAGUGUUACAGUCGUGGGAAGUGCUGGGCCUCUCCGGUUCCUGGUAAAUGCCGAUGAGUUGGUUAUGGCUGUCAUCGAGCAAACACUGAAAUCUUAUGCACAUGAGGGUCGGCUUCCAGUGCUAGGUUCAGACUUCAAUAAAUUCCUCCUCUACUGCGCACAUGGUGGUUCAGACGCACUCAGCCCGAAUGAGACGAUCGGAUCAUUUGGUGGGAGGAAUUUCGUACUCUGCAAGAAACGGGGAAUAGAUCUUGCCGCUGCUGAGGCUGCUGCUAAGAGCACGAGCGGGUGGAAAUCAUGGCUGAACAAAUCCUUUCAUCUCAAGAUUUCCUCUCACUAAUCUCGUCCACAGCCACGAACAUAAGUGUGUCUGAGUUCUAUGUUCAGUCAUCGUCGUCCUUGUUUUACUUUUUUUUUUUUCAUUUGCUGCAAGCCUGCAAGAGGUGGCAUUCUGUUGAAGAUCCAAAAGGGUGGUCUAUUCUUUGUGGUCGACGUUUUGUCAUCCGACUCAUGUUUUAUUAUCUACUCAUUGGAAUUUGAUUUCUUGUGUGCUUCUGUUAGUUCGGUUGGUAGGUGUUGAAUGAAUCCAGCUUGUAAUAACCCAAUUUCAUAGCUUGGUUGUUGAACAAUAGAAUUCUGGAUUUGUAGUCGGUUGUUUCGGUCA
This is a messenger RNA of Nymphaea colorata (pocket water lily), 1343 nucleotides long. RefSeq lists its product as uncharacterized. Bases 558 to 1019 code for a protein of 153 amino acids. The transcript is spliced from 3 exons. The record is from RefSeq and is a predicted model, not a curated record. NCBI's taxonomy places the organism in Eukaryota, Viridiplantae, Streptophyta, Magnoliopsida, Nymphaeales, Nymphaeaceae.